AUGGCAAGUGUAGCAAGUCCGUACGUAGUCCUUCACGAAUUGAGCCAUGCCGUACCAGUAAUAGUUGUGCGACAGCAGCUCAACUGUCUUCCAAACUCCAGAGUGUCCUGCCAGAGGAGAGUCAUGGUGAAGCCGUACCAGCUCAGUCCGCAACUUCUGACCGUUCGGAAUGUAGAUCUUGCCCUAAUACUAGAGGAGAUCCUGUUCGAUGUUCCAAUCGACCAGGUCAUUUCGCAGUGCUGCAGGUCUGAGCUUCUUCACAUGCUUCAGGGCUUCUACAACUGCAGGUUCAAAGUUCUGACACUCCCUGAUGCACUUCAGGAGGGUCUUGUCCGGUACAACCGCAAGGUGUCCUCAUCGACUCAUCAGGAUAUGGAACUAUUCAGGGCGGAGUACUGUUCAAGCCAGGUUGUCUUCACCAUCACCGUGCUAAUAGUCUGGUCGCCUCGACAUUGCGUCUGCAUGUCCGUUAGAGAUAUCAGGCUUGUGGGUGAUGACAAAGUCAAACCGGGAUAG
This is a messenger RNA of Dichomitus squalens LYAD-421 SS1, 516 nucleotides long. RefSeq lists its product as uncharacterized. The record is from RefSeq and is a predicted model, not a curated record. The transcript has a single exon. The coding region runs from base 1 to 516 and encodes 171 amino acids. NCBI's taxonomy places the organism in Eukaryota, Fungi, Basidiomycota, Agaricomycetes, Polyporales, Polyporaceae.